GUUACUUCCUGCUUCGGCAGGCUCUCGCUGCUGCCGGCGGUAGGAUCCUGCGCCCCGGAGGAGAGGACCCUGCCUGGCCGGAGGGGGAGAAGAGCGGAGAGAAAGCCAUGGCCCCCCAGGAAUCAGUGACCUUCGAGGAUGUGGCCGUGGACUUCACCUGGGAGGAGUGGGGCUACCUGGACACCUCCCAGAAGGAGCUUUACUGGGACGUGAUGCUGGAGAACUACAGGAACCUGGUCAGCCUGGGCUUUGUGGUUGCCAAGCCAGAUGUGAUCUCUCAGUCGGAGCAAGAGGAGGCACCUUGGAUACUUGAAGUUCUAUUUCCAAGAAGCAGCUGUUCAGAUUUGGACACUAAGCCUAAGAUCAAGGAAACAACUCUAGAGCUGGACAUUUCUAUGGAAGAAUCAUCCAAAAAAGUACUCUCCAGAGAUUCUUCUUGGAUUUUGACAUUGGGAGGUGUCUGGGAAUGUUAUGCCAAGUUAAAGGACGAGCAGAGCAAUGAGAAUCAACAUUUUAGACAACUAAAAAUCACCAAGGGGAAAUCCCAAAGUGAAGUGAGUGGCCCUGAAUAUAAUAAAAAUGGCAGAAGAUCUAAUCUAGAGCCAUCUUUUUCUCCACAAAAGAGAUUAUUGGUAAUAAAGAGUCUUCUUCAUAAAUAUGAUAGAUGGAGAAAGGACCACAGAAAGCAUUCAGACAUGAAACAUUAUAAAAGAAUCUGUUUAAAGAUGUUUUCCAAUGAUGAUAAAUGUCAGAAAUCCUUUAGUAAUAAUUUUGACCUUAUUGAAAAACAUAGAAUUCAUAAUGGAAAUGAACAUGAAUGUAAUGAAUGUGGGAAGUCUUUCCUCCAGAACACUGGACUUACUCUGCUCCAGAGAAUUCACAGAGGAGAAAAGAUUUAUGACUGCAAUGAAUAUGUAAUGUCCUUCCAGCAGAGUGCAUAUCUUAGGAAACAUCAAAAAAUUCAUAAUGGAGAGAAACCUUAUAAAUGCAGUGCACGUGGGGAGGCCUUCCUUCAGGCCACUGAAUUCGUUCAACACCAGAGAGGACACACUGGAGAAAAACCAUAUAAAUGUAAUGAAUGUGGGAAGGCCUUCCACCAGAAUUCAUACCUUAAAAAACAUCAGAUAAUUCAUACUGGAGAAGAACAUUAUCAGUGUCAUAAAUGUGAAAAAACCUUUCUCUGCCCCACUGAACUUACUCAACACCAGAGAACACAUACUGGAGAAAAACUUUAUGACUGCAAUGAAUGUGGGAAGACCUUCCGCUGUAAAUCAUAUCUUACUGAUCAUCAGAGAAGCCAUGCUAGAGAGAAACCUUAUGUAUGUAAUGAAUGUGGGAAAGCGUUCCAUCAGAAUUCAUACCUUCGAAGACAUCAAAGAAUUCAUACUGGAGAAAAACAUGCAUGUAAUGAGUGUGGGAAGGCCUUCCUACGGACCACUGAACUUACCCAACACCAGAGAACACAUACAGGAGAAAAACCUUAUGAAUGCAAUGAAUGUGGUAAGACCUUCUAUCAGAAUUCCUACCUUCGAAGGCAUCAGAGAAUUCAUACUGGAGAGAAACCUUAUGCAUGUCAUGAAUGUGGGAAGGCCUUCCUCCGGUCCCCUGAACUUACCCAACACCAGAGAACACAUACAGGAGAAAAACCUUAUGAAUGCAAUGAAUGUGGGAAGACCUUCCGAUGUAAAUCACACCUUACUGAUCAUCAGAGAAUCCAUACUAGAGAGAAACCUUACGUAUGUAGUGAAUGUGGGAAGGCCUUUCUCAGGAGUACUAAUCUUAGUCAGCACCAGAGAACCCAUACCGGAGAAAAACCAUAUGAAUGUAGUGAAUGUGGAAAGGCAUUUGGCCAGAAGGCACAUCUUACUCAUCAUCAUAGAAUUCAUACUGGAGAGAAACCUUACGAAUGCAAUAAAUGUGGGAAGGCCUUCCGCCAGAAUUCAUACCUUAGAAGACACUUGAGAAUUCAUACUGGAGAGAAACCGUAUGUAUGUAAUGAGUGUGGGAAGGCCUUCCUCCGGGCCACUGAACUUAGUCAACACUAUAGAACACAUACCGGAGAAAAACCUUAUGAAUGCAGUGAAUGUGGGAAGACUUUUGGUCAGAAGGCAAAACUUAUUCAACAUCAGAGAAUUCAUACUGGAGAGAAACCUUAUGUAUGUAGUGAAUGUGGGAAAGCCUUCAUCCGGAGCACUAAUCUUAAUCAGCACCAGAAAACUCAUACUGGAGAAAAACCUUAUCAGUGCAAUGAAUGUGGGAAGGCUUUCUGUCAGAGGGCAGAUCUUACUCAACAUAAUAGAACUCAUACUGGAGAGAAACCUUACGUAUGUGGUGAAUGUGGGAAGGCCUUUUGUCAGAAGGCAGCUCUUACUCAACAUAAUAGAAUUCAUACUGGAGAGAAACCUUAUGUAUGCAGCGACUGUGGAAAGGCCUUUCACUGGAGCACAGUGCUUGUGCAACAUCGGAGAACCCAUACUGGAGAGAAACCUUUUGAAUGCAAUGAAUGUGGGAAGGCUUUCAGUCAGAGGGCAAAACUUAUUAGACAUCAGCGAUUUCACACUGGAGAGAAGCCAUAUAAAUGUUUAGAAUGUGGAAAGGCCUUCUGUCAGAAAGCAGAUCUUACUUUACAUAAUAGGAUUCAUACUGGUGAGAAACCUUACAAAUGCAAUGAGUGUGGGAAGACCUUUCGCUAUAACUCACACCUUACUCAACAUCAGAAUAUUCAUACAGGAAAGAAACCUUAUGAAUGCAAUGAAUGUGGAAAGGCCUUCUUCUGGAGAACAGCCCUUAAUCAGCAUCGACAAAUUCAUGCAGGGGAGAAAACUGGUUAAUGUAAUGAAUGUUGAUGAAUUCGUUUUCCAGGAGCACACAGCAUAUUUGACAUUAGAGAAUUCGCAUAGGCCAGAAUAUGAAAAGCCUCAG
Molecule: messenger RNA, 2922 nt
Organism: Vombatus ursinus (common wombat)
Lineage: Eukaryota; Metazoa; Chordata; Mammalia; Diprotodontia; Vombatidae
Product: zinc finger protein 420-like
Exons: 5
Coding region: 108-2831 (907 amino acids)
Biological process (GO): regulation of transcription by RNA polymerase II
Molecular function (GO): DNA-binding transcription factor activity; RNA polymerase II cis-regulatory region sequence-specific DNA binding
Source: RefSeq, a predicted model, not a curated record